AUGCCCCAUGAUCUGUGCACUAAGGGCACGUUCACUGAAGCCAACGAGCUGGAAAGUCAAUUGCAAGCGCGCCAGAUUGAUUGGGCACAAUCACCUGCCCCAUUCGACAGCGAACAAGCAUGGGACUGCACGGCCCAGGAAGGCGUGUACUGCAGGAGCCAGUGUUCCAACGAUACGGUAACAACGCAGCACACGAUCCAGUUGAUCCACAGCUACGAUCCGGCGAUCUCCCGGGAAUGUGCGGGGCGGAGGAGGUUCUUUGCAGCAAAUAUUGGGCUCUUUGCUCAGCCGGAGGGAGGGCAGAUUGAGCGAGUGGCAUGGGCGGCACAGACGCAGCAAUUGACGAUGGGCGCGAUUCCAGACAUUUCAGACAUAAAACGUCAUUCUGUACAGGUUCUGGGCAAUGGCAAACGCAUCGAGCUGGCUACGGGGGAUUGGAGGAGUGGCGUGGUGGCCUUCUGA
This is a messenger RNA of Aspergillus ibericus CBS 121593, 462 nucleotides long. RefSeq lists its product as uncharacterized. Lineage: Eukaryota; Fungi; Ascomycota; Eurotiomycetes; Eurotiales; Aspergillaceae. The coding region runs from base 1 to 462 and encodes 153 amino acids. The record is from RefSeq and is a predicted model, not a curated record. The transcript has 2 exons.